Messenger RNA from Bombus pascuorum, 939 nucleotides. Its product is annotated as transmembrane protein 42. The coding region runs from base 280 to 789 and encodes 169 amino acids. The transcript is spliced from 4 exons. The record is from RefSeq and is a predicted model, not a curated record. Lineage: Eukaryota; Metazoa; Arthropoda; Insecta; Hymenoptera; Apidae.
GUAAUUUUUCUAUGAUAAAUUAUAUAAUUAAAAGAUUUCAAUAGGUAACGAAAAUAACAUAUGCAAAGGUGUUAUAUUGGGUGGCAUUGUUUUCUCAUUCUUUAGUUCUUGUUUCUUAUUUCAACGUAUGGAAGAAACAAUAUAUUUCUCGUAUAAAAGACAAAAUAGGUGAAAUAGAAGAAUACAGGUGAAGAGUGGGAGAAAAAAAUAGAAUCAGUGAUGAAUAAAAUAUCGAUGGAACUGACUUAGAAACGGAAAUGCGAGUGUGUAUGCCAUUUCAUGAUUGUAACUCGAGAGUUAAUGCAGUGCUUAGUAAUGAAACGUAAACUUUCUUCGUCGUUAACAUUGAAAGAAAGUCAACCUUCCUCGACAUCAUAUAUGAAAGAAACAAAGCAAGAACCAAAUAUUCGUUUAGCUGUCGUCAGUGGAUUCUUUGCAACUAUCGGAAGUCUACUUGGUAAACUUGCUGGUGGUGCCGAUGUGGAUUCCAUUUUCGGAUUGCUGCUUAAAGGAGUACUUUUAAUACUAAUGAUAAUAAGCAACACCGUGGGCUACGCAUUUUUCGUAAAAGCACUCAAUGCUAGCGGAUCUUCUUUACCAUGUACAAUAACUAGCGCCGCCACCAGUUAUAUCUGCUCGGCUUUUACGGGUUCCUUGAUUUUUAACGAAUCAACGUCGCUUACUUGGUGGUGCGGUAUAUCUUUCGUUAUUCUGGGUUUAUUAGUCAUCUCUUGUACGCAAUCCAAAGACGAUCAUGUACCUUCCCUGAAGAGAUCGAAGAGCGAAUAACUUCCGAAAAUGAUUUGGAAAUCUUUUUAUGCUACUUUCUUAAUAUUAUACUGAGUCUACAUGUUAUCUACAUGUAAUAAUAUUAUUAUCUAUUUUCGUAUGUAUUACAUUGAAUAAAUAAAUAAACAAUUAUACUGAGACUUUUUUUAA